AUGAAGCCUCUGGUUUUCUAUGGUACUGAGUCAGAGUUUGCGUACGAGUUCAUUAUAGAUUGUCAUGAUAGGCUCCAUAAUAUGGGGGCUUUUGAUAAGUAUAGUGUUGAGUUUGUGACUUUUCAGUUUUUGGUGUUUCUGGAGAAGCAUGUUCCACAUACUUUAAGGGACAGGAAGAAGGACAAGUUUGGUAAUAUUGAUCAAGGGAAGUCAUCUGUUGCUGUUUAUGAGUCCCGUUUUCAUUUCUUGUCCCGAUAUGCUCUUCAGUUGUUGCCUACUGAGGAGGAAAGGAUCAGACGUUUUGUGAAAGUAUUGAACACUGCACUUCAACUAUCAGCUCUUCAGCUUGUAGCCGCUGGGGCUUCAUUCCAGGAGGUAGUGGAACAUGUCCGUGUUGAUGAGGGGAUUAGACAGGAGAGUCAUUCAAAGCAGGCAGAGAAGAAGGCCCGAAGGGGUGGAAAUUUCAGCAGCUCCUUCUCUAGGGGGCAGAGUUCUCAGGUGUAUUCAGGGCGUCCGGUUCAGUCCGCUAUGCAGGUGUCUGUUGGGAGCCCAUCAGGGGCCAGUCAUUAUUCUUCGGGUCAUCAUGGGGGUGUACAACCUAGCUACCCAGGGCAUGGGGGUUAUACCACUUUAUCAGCUUUUGUUCAGCGGCCUACGCUAGACUGUUCUUGUUACGAGUGUGAUACUCCACCUAUUGAUUCAAUUCCAGUGGUACGCAAGUUUGCGGAUGUGUUUCCUGUGGAAUUACCAGGUAUGCCACCUCAUCGUGACAUUGACUUCUGGAUUGAUUUAGACCCAGGGACUAGUCCUAUCUCUAUUACACCCUAUAGGAUGGCGCCAGCAGAGUUAAGGGAAUUGAAAAAACAGUUGCAAGAUCUCUUGGGUAAGGGAUUUAUUUGCCCGAGUGCCUCUCCUUGGGGUGCUCCCCUUCCGGGAGUUUCUGUGUUCUCCAAAAUUGACUUAAGGUCAGGGUAUCACCAGUUAAAGAUUCGGGCAGAAGAUGUUCCUAAGAUAUCCUUCAGGAACAGUGUUUUUAAGCCAUAUUUAGAUUCUUUUGUGAUAGUGUUCAUUGAUGAUAUCCUGGUGUAUGGUCGAAGUGAGGAGGAUCAUGAGAAACAUUUGAGGAUUGCUCUUGGAGUAUUGCGGGAAAAGAAAUUGUAUGCUAAGUUCUACAAGUGUGAAUUUUGGUUGACUUCUGUGUCCUUCUUGGGGUAUAUAAUUUCGAAGAAGGGUAUUAUGGUGGAUCCGAAGAAGGUUCAGGCAGUCAGGGAUUGGUCUAGGCCCACCUCAAUGAUCGAAAUCCGUAGUUUUAUGGGUCUGAUUAAGGCUAAACAGUUUGAGGAUGCUAAGUUGUGUAAAAUUCGUAACAAGGUGUUGUGUGGUGAGGCCAAAGAGGCCUUGAUCGAUAAAGAGGAGGUGUUGCGAAUUAAGGGACGAGUUUGCAUGCCACGUGUCGGUGAUUUGAUCAAGACUAUUCUAGCAGAGGCUUACAAUUUGAGGUAUUCCAUUCAUCCUAGCGCUACUAAGAUGUAUCGAGAUCUGAGACAACAUUACUGGUGGGCUAGGAUGAAGCGUGACAUAGUGGAGUUUAUUGCUCAGUGUUUGAACUGCCAACAGGUAACGUAUAAUGCAGAGAAGUUAGCCAAGUUGUACAUCAGGGAGGUGGUUCGAUUGCAUGGGGUUCUGGUUUCCAUCAUCUCUGACAGGGGCACUACUUUUACAUCGAACUUCUGGAGGACUCUACAGGACGAGUUGGGCACUAGGUUGGACCUUAGCACAACGUUUCACCCUCAGACUGACGGGUAG
Messenger RNA from Lycium ferocissimum, 1806 nucleotides. RefSeq lists its product as uncharacterized. The transcript is spliced from 7 exons. The record is from RefSeq and is a predicted model, not a curated record. Gene Ontology annotation, molecular function: nucleic acid binding. Gene Ontology annotation, biological process: DNA integration. Bases 1 to 1806 code for a protein of 601 amino acids. NCBI's taxonomy places the organism in Eukaryota, Viridiplantae, Streptophyta, Magnoliopsida, Solanales, Solanaceae.